GCUCUACACCUGACUUACAACAGCACUUUCAAUCCACAAAUUAUUCGCUACUUCACUCGACAUAGCAAAAUGAUAUCCCUUUUAAAACUCGUAACCUUAUCGGGAGCUUUUCUUUGUAUGACUCUCGGACUGGCCGAUGCUGAGUGUUUGACCCGAGGUUCGAUAACGAUCGAGGAGCAACAUUGUUUAACAGCCUUACCUCUAUUCCCUCUCCCCAGUGGUCCUGACACCAUUAUUUUCAAUGGCAAUAUGAUCCCAUCUCGUUACCGGACUUGCGAGCUCAAGUUGAGAACCGUGGACGGAACCUCACCGAUUCACAUCUCUAAGGCGGCUGUGGCGAAUGCCUUCCAGACUUCUUGGAACCAAUGCCAAGGCUACUCUACCAUCAUGAUCGGUGAUGUUCAAUCUCCUGACACUGCCGUGUACUUGGACAUAGGAGCAUACAAGGACCAACCUGGCAAUCCAUAAAGUUUUACGCUGGCGUGAUUCACAAUCGCAGCUCUCCUUCGGCAUCAAUAGCAGUCUUACACCCAGAUUUGAUUCCCACGGAAAGGACGCUGGGUCUGGUGAAAGUCGAUCCUUGAUUAGUUUGACUGGGAUAUUGAUGGUCGUUUGUUGCCAGGAGCCAAUGUGUACAAUCUAUGUUUGUCUUCUUUACCUGUUGCGCCUGGAUUCAUUUGGUAUCAUCUUGAAAUCUCGCGUACAUUUGUGGCUUUAUUGAGUUUGCAAUGUCAGCAUUUUCUGGGCAGCUCUUUCU
Molecule: messenger RNA, 757 nt
Organism: Melampsora larici-populina 98AG31
Lineage: Eukaryota; Fungi; Basidiomycota; Pucciniomycetes; Pucciniales; Melampsoraceae
Exons: 5
Coding region: 70-468 (132 amino acids)
Source: RefSeq, a predicted model, not a curated record